UUCAGGAAGUAGCUUCUCGAUCAUAACAAAAGCCGUAGGAAAACACCGUUUUCUUGAAAAAUACGGAUAGAUUUUCCGAUCUUACUCGGUAAAUCGGCCUGUAACGUGAAACACUUUCAAUAUGUAGACGGUUUGUUAUCUUGUCAGAUUUUACCACUUGUACAAUGUGCUGUUAUUUCGUUUAUUUAGACCACUUUGCUAACGUUCCUAGCUGGGUAGAGAGUUAGCCAAAACAGCUAACUUAAGUCUUAAAUUAACUUUGGUUAGAAGAAGAUUUUACAUCAAGACUGAGCGUCCAGUGAAUCUGAAGCUACUUCCAGUAAAAGUGGGAUAGUGUCUGUGCAUAGAGAAAUGCUGAAAGCAGCCAUUAGAAGAUGGAUACGCCACGGUCAAAAAGGGAUGGACAUGGUCAGCUACAAUACUCAGGUAGACUGUCAUGUUUAAAUGAUUACACCACCGCAAGCAGCCUAAACUGUCAAUACAAGGUAGGAUGAAUUCAUGCUGUUUAUGCAAAAUUCAGAUCAAGCAAUAUUUUUCCAAUCUACUUCUGUUCAAUUUUGGGGAUCUCCUGGGAAUUGUAGCCUCAGUUUCCUGUUCUUAGCUGACAGGAGUGGCACCCUGUGUGGGUUGAGGUGUUGUGCAUUCAGAGAUGCUCUUCUGCAUACCUUGGUUGUAACAACUAGGCAUUUGCAUUACUGUUGCCUUCCUAUCAGCUCAAAGUAGGCUGACCAUUCUCGUUUGAUCUCUAGCAUCACCAAGGCAUUUUCACCCACCGUUGUCUGUAAGCCAUAGAAGAUAGUUGUGUGGGGAAAACUGCAAAUGUGUAAUUGACCGGCUCAUCUGGUCCUAACAACCAUGCAACGUUCAAAGUCACCCUUCUUCCCCAUUCUGAUGCUCAGUUUGAACUUCAGCAGGUCAUCUUGAUCAUGGCUACAUGCCUGAAUGCACUGACUUGCUGCCACAUGCUCCGCCGAUUAGAUGGAUGCAGUAACAAGCAGGUCAACAGGUGUGCCUAAUGAAGUGUCCGGUGAAUGACGAUGCCACGCUUGCAGUCCGGUGUGUGGAAGCAUUUUACUCCAGCCAUCAAAGAUGGAAGAGAAACCUUCAUGUGCAACUACUGCUCAAAGACAUACACAAAGAACGCCACUAAGAUGCAGAUGCAUUUAGAUAAAUGCAAAGAGUACUCUGUGGUUUCGCAACAGUCACCGGGCCCAGAUGGGAGCUCCUCUGCCUCCAUCCCUGUUCCCUCGUUAUCAUUCUUGCCAUCUGCCACUCCUGGGGGACAGUUCCUCAUUGAUUCAGUGGAUCAGCGCAGCCAGGCGUAUGCUGAUGAAUGCCUGGCAAGAGCUGUGUAUGCCACAUCUUCACCACUUACUCUCACAGACAAUAUUUACUGGAAACGAUUUUUCAGCGCGCUUCGGCCUGCUUACUGUCCGCCCCCUAGAGAGGCUCUUUCCUCGCAUCUUUUGGACUGUGAGUUUGACAGAGUACAAAGCCAGGUUCAUGAGGCCAUAGGGAAAGCAGACUGCGUGACCAUCAUCAGCAGCGGCUGGUCUAACGUAAAAGAAACUGGGACGAUCAUGUAUGUUGUUGCAACUCCCGUACCGCUGUUUUACAAAUGCACAAUGACAAAGGAGCAGACACACACGAGCACGUUUAUUGCUGAGGAACUUAAAGGCAUCAUAAACGAAGUCGGGUCACAGAAGGUUUUCGCUGUUGUCACUGACGACGCCCCGGAAAUGGAGGCAGCGUGGGCUCAGGUAGAGGAAGCUUUCCCGCACAUAUCAGUUAUUGGCUGCACAGCGUGUGGUGUCAAGCAUCUCUUUGAUGACAUAGUGGCACAGCCGUCUAUGAAGUCUCUGUGCAGGAGAGCUGAGCAGGUGGUGAGGUGUGUUAAAGAGCGAAAAAUGUUAGCAGACACUUUUAGAUGCUGGCAGAACACAAAAAUAAUAAACCCCACUUCUAAAGGGACAGUACUGGAACUGCCCGCUGGCACAAACUGGACUGGUGUGGUUAACAUGUUCAGCAGCCUCCUCGAGGGUCAGAACUCUCUACAAGAGAUGGCAGUCUCUCCCACACUGGAUAUCGAAGUGUCCGUUAGGGCUGCUUUACAGGAUGCCGCAUUUUGGAAGGGGCUGAGUAGCAGUCGGAACUUACUGUACUUGAUUGGGAAUUAUAUUGAUUUCUUGAAAGGAGAAGAUGCUGCGCUCUCCGGUGUCGUUGACAUGUUCAGUCAGUUAAGAUACCUCAUCGGAACGUCUCUGUCAGCAUCUGUGCUGCACAGUGCUGAGCAGAAAGCUGUCAUGGCGUCAUUCGACAGGUGUCAGGAGUUCUGCAUGAAGCCCAUCCACGCAGCAGCGUACAUGCUUGAUCCAAAGCACGCUGGACAGCAGACGCUCACCGGGGAGCAGAUAAACAGCGCUUACUAUGUGAUAUCCAACCUGUCGCACCAUUUGAAUCUGGAUGAGGGUAAAGUGCUCGGAAGCUUUGCCAGGUUCUCAGCCAAGCAGGGACUGUGGAAAGGAGCUGGAAUCUGGAGCUCGUGUCAGCACGUGUCUGCAUCCACGUGGUGGAAAGGCCUCUGUUCUUCUGAGCCGCUGUCUGCUGUGGCCUUCGCUGUACUCCAGAUCCCGCCCACAACAGGUGCGUGCGAGCGCCUGUGUCAGCACUUCCGUAAUGCGAAGGUGGAAGGCUUCGUCUCAGCGGAAAGGGUGCAGAAACUUGUUUCAGUGCAGGCAAACCUCAAUCUUUUAGAGCCAAGUGACUGUGACUAUGCUCCGCUGGAGAGCGAUGAAGAGAAGAAGGUUUCAUUUCAGUCUGAGUCACAGCAGUAAGAGAAAAAUGCCUUACAGUUUUAGAAAAUACAACUAGUAGACUAAAUGUAAAUUUCCUUUCAGUGUACAGGAUUCGAACUGCAUUGCCAAACUAAAUAAACUGCACUGUGCUCACGUUACUUUCUAAAAUCCAAGGCUUGUGGAGAAAAAUGCCUUCUUAAGGAGCGACUGAAUCAGAUGCCUUUUAUGUGUAUGUGCAGUGAAUUCUCAAGUUUUUGUAUUACAUAUUUAAGUAGUAUGUAUCAACUUUAUAAUCACAACA
This is a messenger RNA of Archocentrus centrarchus (flier cichlid), 3096 nucleotides long. RefSeq lists its product as uncharacterized. NCBI's taxonomy places the organism in Eukaryota, Metazoa, Chordata, Actinopteri, Cichliformes, Cichlidae. Gene Ontology annotation, molecular function: DNA binding. The coding region runs from base 1032 to 2834 and encodes 600 amino acids. The record is from RefSeq and is a predicted model, not a curated record. The transcript has 3 exons.